AUGGAGAAAAUCGCGUUCGGAUGUUUAAGUAUUUUUCUUUUAUUGCAUUUUGUACCAGGAAGUGGUCAGGAAGCACCACGACCUCCGUUCCAGGUGCUGAUACCAGAUGUCUCAUACUGGGCAUAUGGAAACAAUGAUCACGGACCGAUGUACUGGCCGGGCUUAUUUCCAAAUUAUUGUGCUGGUAUAUUCCAGUCACCAAUAAAUAUUGAGACCAGUAAGACAGUGUAUAAUCCAAAUCUAAAGGAGUUCGCCAUUUUCUACGAUCCACCUUUGCGAGGAUCAAAGUUUGAAGUUCAUAAUAACGGACAUGCAGUUGAAGUGAAUACUGACGGAAGUUUCUACAUUUCAAAUGGUGGGUUGCGUUAUUUGUAUAAAACAGCUCAGUUUCAUUUCCACUGGGGUAGUCAAGAUGCUCAGGGAUCCGAACAUACAAUUGAUGGUGAACGGUAUCCUCUAGAGAUGCACGUUGUGAAUUGGAAUAGCGACAAAUACAAAUCAAGUGACGAGGCUGGGAAACAUCGGGAAGGUCUUGCUGUUCUGUCAAUCUUGUUCAAGGUAUCAUCAUUCGACAAUCCGACAUUGGAACCAAUUGUUCGAGUUCUACAUCAGUUAAGAGAUCCGGACAGACAUGUAUUAGUAACUAUACCGGCUGUUUCAAUAAAGGAGUUUCUACCCCAAUCACCGGACAGAUACUUCCGGUACGCUGGUUCCCUUACUACACCCAACUGCUCUGAAACUGUCAUAUGGACUAUAUUUGAACAGAACCAGUACAUCUCUGAGAGACAGCUAAGGCACUUCCGGGAGAUGUUUACCUCAUCUCUUCAUAUUGAAGCAAGAACACGUAACCGGGUACUAGGUGAAGCUGGUGAAUGGAGGGCAUUAUUGUCAGAUAACUUCCGGCCAGUUCAUAACCUUAAUGGUCGAACGGUUUUCCGGAGUUUCCAACACCUUCCGUUACAAAGUGGCCAAACAUGUAACCCGAGGGUUGACCUGGAUAUUAAACUGCGUACCUAA
This is a messenger RNA of Ruditapes philippinarum (Manila clam), 1017 nucleotides long. Its product is annotated as carbonic anhydrase 1-like. The record is from RefSeq and is a predicted model, not a curated record. The coding region runs from base 1 to 1017 and encodes 338 amino acids. The transcript has 9 exons. Gene Ontology annotation, molecular function: zinc ion binding; carbonate dehydratase activity. Lineage: Eukaryota; Metazoa; Mollusca; Bivalvia; Venerida; Veneridae.